AUGCGAUUUAGUGUGACUGCCACAACGGCCGUCAUCGCCUGCUCCUGUAUGGCGGCCGCAUACGUCGGCGUGCUAUACACACUUCCCUAUACGAUCCGACGGCUUCCACGUGAUCAUCCAACGCAUAUUCUAGCGCAAUUCCUGCUCAUUUGCAUCUUCUGCGCUCUCUGUCCAUUUGUUUUGGCAGUUUUCUAUGAUCAUGAUGAAGCGAGCAUGUCAUUUGCACAGUGGCUUGGCAUACGAUGGGAAGGAUUAGUAGAGUCUUUCACCAUCCCGCUAUUUGUGACGGCGGUGCUUUUCACAGGGUCACUGCUAGCCAAUGCGCUACGUCUGCUGAAUGUGUCAAAGCAGUUUCACUCGAACGGUCUGUGGUUUGCCAUAAAAAACUCGGCGCUGUAUUAUUCCGUCACACAUGAUCGACUUCCAUCAUUGCGGACUUACGUGCUGGGCCCGUUGACGGAAGAAUUUGUGUUCCGAAGCUGCACGAUCCCGCUGCUUGUGUGCGCGAACUUCACUGUCAAGCAAAUGGUUUUGGGCAGUCCACUGAUGUUCGGAGCAGCUCACUUGCACCACUUUAUGGAGUAUGUGCAACACGGUCGGUCUCCAAAGGAUGCAGCGUUGACUGUUGGCUUCCAGUUUAUUUACACUUCUCUCUUUGGAGCCUAUGCAACCUUCAUUUUCCUGAGAACAGGACACUUCGCAUCAAUAUUUCUUGUGCACGUGUUUUGCAACAUCAUGGGAUUCCCAGAUCUUUCUUUCUUUAGCCCGGAAAGCUCAUUGCACCCUUAUCGACUAGUGCUCCUCGGAGCUUAUUUUUUGGGCAUCUAUGGUUUCUCUCUCCUCCUGAUGCCGUUGACAGAGCCAGCAAUCUAUUCGUCAGAAAUGUGGAACGUGACGGUGUCUACAACAGAGCACGAACUUGUGUUCGGAUAUUCGGGAGCUCUCUGA
Peronospora farinosa is the source of this 948-nucleotide messenger RNA. The record is from the annotation of a GenBank genome assembly. NCBI's taxonomy places the organism in Eukaryota, Oomycota, Peronosporomycetes, Peronosporales, Peronosporaceae.